Molecule: messenger RNA, 3300 nt
Organism: Closterium sp. Yama58-4
Lineage: Eukaryota; Viridiplantae; Streptophyta; Zygnematophyceae; Desmidiales; Closteriaceae
Source: the annotation of a GenBank genome assembly
AUGGCGAAGUCGAAGACGAUUCUCGUGCUCAAUGCCGGGAGCUCGUCUCUCAAGUACGCGCUGUACGAAUUCGCGGAUGCGCUGAAGGCGAAGCUGGCGGUGUCGGGUCUGGUGGAGCAGAUCGGUACUCCCAAGGGCGUCAUCACGCACAAGGCCCUCGCCACCAACCAGACCGUCCAUGAGAAAGCGGUGUUCAGCGACCACAAGGAGGCCAUGUCGCACGCGCUGAAGCUGAUGGGGAUCAGCAAGGGCAGCAGUGCGGUUACGGCAGUGGGGCACAGAGCGGUGCACGGCGGUGAGGAGAUCAACAAGUCGUGCAUCAUCACGGAUCACGUGAAGGACGUGCUCAAGAAGUUCACGCCACUCGCCCCGCUGCACAACCCUCCCAACCUCCAGGGCAUGGCAGUGGCGCAGGAGCUGCUGGACUGUCCGCAGGUGGCGGUGUUUGACACGGCGUUCCACAGCACCAUCCCGCCGCACGCCUACACGUACGCGCUGCCCUACCGCCUCUACAAGGAGCUCGGCGUGCGGCGGUAUGGUUUUCAUGGCACCAGCUACAUGUACCUGCUGCGGGAGACGGCGAGGCAGCUGGGGAAGAAGGAGAGCGAGGUGAACAUGAUCACGCUGCACCUGGGAGCCGGUGCCAGCAUGGCGUGCAUCAAGGAGGGAAAGUGCAUUGACACGACUAUGGGAGUAACCCCACUGGAAGGACUCGUGAUGGCCACCCGGUGCGGAGACAUCGACCCAGCCAUCCCCAAGAUCCUCUCAGACCUGCAGGGCCUCUCACCCGCUCAGAUCGACUCUCUCCUUAACAAGGAGUCCGGCCUGGUUGGCAUCUGCGGGGACAAGGACAUGAAAGCAGUUGUAGACCGCACUGAGGCUGCUGAAGCUCUGUGCAUACCUGCAGGGGAUGACCUGGAGGGAGGUGGUCGGCACCGGCUUGCUCUUGAGGUGUUUGUGCACCGGGUGAGGAAAUAUCUAGGAGCGUAUUUGGUUCAGCUGGGAGGGAAGGUGGACGCUAUUGUGUUCAGCGCAGGGAUUGGGGAGAGAUCGGCGCCGGUGCGCGCGCGUGUGUGUGCGGGGUUGGAGGCAUUUGGGAUUGAGGUAGAUAAGGCGAGAAAUGAGGAGGCGAGCAAGGGUGCGAGGGAGAUCUCGGUGGCAGGGGCGAAGAUCAAGGUGAUGGUUGUGCCGACUGAUGAGGAGCUGUGCAUUGCACAGGAGACCCUGCGUGUGGUUGACGAGGCUCGCAAGGAAGACGCAAGUGGCGACGGCGGAGCGACGGCUGGAGCCGAGUCAGCAGUUGCGGACGUGGCAGCCGCUUCGGCAGCAGAAGCAGUAGCUGGCGUGGAACAGUCGAGUGAGCAGAAAGCCGAGAGCGGGGCUGCUGGGAGCGGAAAUGCAGGCGCGGGGAGGCGCAAGGAGCGGCGGAUGGUGAAAGAGUUCAAGAAGCGGUUGAGAAUCGCGGAUAUUAAGAACGGACCGGACGAAGGGAUGGAUCAGGUUGGGCGUCACGUGGAGCUCCGUGGUUGGGUGCGGACUGUGCGCUCUCAAAAGGCCUUCUCUUUCAUUGAGCUCAACGACGGUUCAUCCCUCUCAGGCAUUCAAGUGGUAGCAACACCCGAGAUUGAAGGCUAUCAGGAGGUGGAGGGGGGCGGCAUAACCACGGGGGCAGCAGUGUCAGUGGAGGGCGAGGUGGUGGAGAGUCAGGGCAAGGGCCAGAAGAUCGAGAUCAAAGCCCAAAAGCUCACUCUUGUGGGUGGCAGUGAUGGCAGCACGUACCCUCUGCAGAAGAAGCGGCACUCCUUGGAAUAUCUUCGCACCAUUGCACACCUCAGACCCCGCACCAACACCAUUGGCGCUGUGUCUCGAGUGCGCAGUGCGCUAGCACAGGCCUCCCACCGUUUCUUCCAGUCACACGGCUUUGUGUGGGUGGCAUCGCCCAUUAUCACUGCAUCCGAUUGCGAGGGAGCUGGCGAUCAGUUCCGAGUAACCACGCUGCUACUAGGCAACCCAGAUGCGUCCACGCCAGUGAAGGCCAUCCCCACCAACAAGGACGGAUCCGUGGACUGGUCCCAGGAUUUCUUCAAGCGCCCGGCGUAUCUCACGGUGUCAGGGCAACUGAAUGCGGAGAUCUACGCGUGUGCCCUGCACGAUGUGUAUACGUUUGGUCCCACCUUCCGAGCAGAGAACUCUAACACCUCACGCCACCUCGCCGAGUUCUGGAUGAUCGAGCCUGAGCUGGCAUUUGCUGACCUGGCAGAUGACAUGGCAUGUGCCACGGCAUACCUCAAGUACAUUCUUCAAGAGGCCAUGAGCGAGUGUGCGGAGGACUUCAGAUUCUUUGACAAGUUUGUCGAGCCGGGGAUCAUCCAACGGCUCACGUCAGUGGUGGAGAGUGAGUUUGAGCAUGUGCCAUACACGGAUGCCAUCAACAUUCUCCAGAAGGCCAAGACCAAAUUCGACUACCCGGUGGAGUGGGGCAUUGACCUGCAGAGCGAGCAUGAGAGGUACCUCACAGAGAAGGCCUUCAAGAACCGACCAAUCAUCGUCACCGAUUACCCCAAGGACAUCAAGGCGUUCUACAUGCGCCUCAACGAUGAUGGCAAGACUGUUGCAGCCAUGGAUGUGCUGGUGCCCCGGGUGGGCGAGCUGAUAGGAGGCAGUCAGAGGGAGGAGCGGCUGGAGGUGUUGGAGGGGCGCAUGAGGGAUGUGGGCCUCGACCCGCAGGCCUACUGGUGGUACCUCGACCUCCGCAGAUACGGCUCAGUCCCCCAUGCGGGAUUCGGGCUGGGCUUUGAGCGACUGGUGCAGUUUGCAACUGGCGCGUCGCGUUCGCGACUAUUUAAGGAGUUGAAGGAGGCGCAGAAGGAAGCAAAGGGAUCAGCCGAUGGUGACAUCAUCCUCAGCUGUGAUGAGAGCAACAUUUACAGAUGGACGGCCCUCAUCAAGGGCCCAGCUGACACACCGUAUUUUGGAGGGCAGUUUAGCCUCACCAUCAACGUGCCGCAGCAAUACCCCCUUGUGCCGCCCCAAGUGCGGUUCGCUACCAAAGUCUUCCACCCCAACGUGCAUUUCAAGACGGGGGAGAUCUGCUUAGACAUCCUCAAGACCGCAUGGAGCCCUGCUUGGACCCUCACGUCUGUGUGUCGGGCCAUCAUCACUCUCCUCUGCCAUCCUGAGGCGGACAGCCCCUUAAACUGCGACUCAGGCAAUCUGAUUCGAGCGGGGGACAACCGAGGCUACUGCUCCAUGGCUCGCAUGUACACUAAACUUCACGCCAUGCCGCCCGCAGCCAGAUGA